Molecule: messenger RNA, 2670 nt
Organism: Dissoconium aciculare CBS 342.82
Lineage: Eukaryota; Fungi; Ascomycota; Dothideomycetes; Mycosphaerellales; Dissoconiaceae
Product: riboflavin synthase domain-like protein
Exons: 4
Coding region: 1-2670 (889 amino acids)
Cellular component (GO): cytosol
Molecular function (GO): flavin adenine dinucleotide binding; NADPH-hemoprotein reductase activity; FMN binding
Source: RefSeq, a predicted model, not a curated record
AUGGGCUGUCAAUCACGCCCGGGCGGUCAUGUCGACUACCUAGCUACGGUACAGAGGUGUGUCUUGUCUGGGAAUGUACGGCAAGCACAAUCCAUACAGGGAGAUGGGUAUGAAUCUCCUCCCUUUAUCAUCACCAAAUUAAGCGAGGUUCUGGAUGAUCCCCAUUAUGGCUUGACAAAUAUGGCGAAGACCAUAUCACGGGGAUCGAUGCAAGCGCCUACGAUGUCGACAGCCUCAAUCACUUCGAACUUAAUCCUCUGGAUUAUUAUCGCUGGCUCGACCGUUGGACUGGCGCCCAGCGUGGUGACCCUCCGUGCACGAAUCGGAAACUCUCCGCAGAGCCGCACGAACGAUGUGAGGCCUGCCUGCCGACGAACGGAACUGGUCUCGACACAUGAUCUAGAAUCUGGUCCUCAACGUCCGUCUUGUGACUGCAGUGUGGAUAGUGGACCCGUUGUGUGCUAUUCUCCUCGUCCUUCUCCCGCCGCCACUGGUUCGCAAAGGCACGAGUGUGGCUUCCCGACGGUGUUGUGUGGCUCAUGCCCAGCGAGUGUACAAAACGUCGAGUCUCACAUCAAGGCUGCUGCUGCUGCUGCUGCUGCUGUCGGCUUCAUGACAAGCUCGAGCGUCGUCACCGCGUCGGCGCCGAAAUCAUCGAACGACCCGUCCUCUCGCUCUGCUCUGAUCCUCUACGGUUCCGAGACGGGCAACGCUCAAGAUGUCGCCGAAGAGGUUUCCCGCCUGACCGAACGACUUCGCUUCCAGACCACCUUGCUCGAUCUCGACGCCGUGCCUCUUCGGGAUCUGCUGCGUCCGACCGUCGUCAUCUUUGUGAUCUCCACGACCGGUCAGGGCGAGGUACCUCAGAACGCGCGUGCCUUCUGGAAACGCCUCCUGAGCAGUGCCCUCAAACCAGGGAUUCUCCUUCGACUCCGAUUCUCGUCCUUUGGUCUCGGAGACAGCUCAUAUCCGCAGUAUAAUGUCUCCCAUCGAGCGCUGCAUGCUCGACUGGUGCAGCUCGGUGCGCAAUCGUUCUGUGAGCGCGGCGAAGGCAAUGAACAGCAUCCUGAAGGUCACAGCGCUGGAGUGCGGGAGUGGAUGCUCUUGUUGAGGGAGACGCUCUUGGAACGGUUUCCACUCCCAACUGGAGUAGAACCGAUUCCAGCGGAUGAGUUUGUGGAGCCGCACUGGCGACUGGCACUGGAUGACACCGUCUCAGAGAAAGUGCCUUUGCAAGACGACUCAGUCACCUUGACAGCCCCGUCGAAGUCUUUGGUCCCUGUCCAUGGAGCCCAUGCGGCAUUCAUCGAAAGUAACAGUCGCAUUACAGCAACGGAUCAUUUUCAGGAUGUAAGGCAUAUCGUUCUCCGCACCGAUGAGCCCAUUUCAUACGGACCUGGAGCAGUGGCUGUCAUAUACCCCAAAAACUUCCCUGAAGAUGUCAACCACUUCAUCGAAUUGAUGGAAUGGAGAGAUAUCGCGGACCAACCUCUACAGUUGGUCGCUGAUUCCAAUCACAAACACGGACCAGGUCCGCUAUCUCCACUGCGCGCCUUCAACCUCUCCAACACGCGCCUCACCAUUCGAUGGCUCCUAGAGAAUGUCCUCGACAUAAUGUCCAUCCCUCGAAGAUCAUUCUUCGCCUCUCUCGUCUACUUCGCCCGUACCGACACCGAGGACGAAUCCUACCAAAAGACCCGCCUCCUCGAACUCGCCGACCCAACCCUGAUCGACGAGCUAUGGGACUACACCACACGCCCGAAACGCACCAUCCUCGAAGUAAUGAUGGACUUCACGACCCUCAAACUGCCCUGGCAAUACAUACUCACCACGCUCCCCCUCCUCCGCGGCCGCCAAUUCAGCAUCGCCAGCGGCGGCGCCCUCAAACAGGACCCAACCACCACCACAGAAGAAGGCGGCAAGUCCCGUGUCGAGCUCCUCGUCGCCAUCGUCAACCCUCCCAGCCCGAUCAUCAAAUACCGCCCCCGCUACGGCGUCGCCACCCGCUACAUGGCCACCUGGGAAGCCGGCAUGACCAUCCCCAUGGGCCUGCAUCCAGGCUACCUCGCCACCUCGCCUUCGGACCUCGCCACGCCCGCAUUGAUGAUCGGCCCCGGGACCGGCGUGGCACCGCUCCGCGCCCUCAUCCACGAACGUCUCGCCUGGUCAUCAUCGCCAUCAUCGUCCCCACCUCCUCCUCCCCCCCUCGCCCAGGACAUGCUCAUCUUCGGCUGCCGCUCCUCGACGGCCGAUCACUUCUUCCACGCGGAAUGGACGACCCUCGCGAUCUCCGCGGGCCUGCGACACUUCACCGCCUUCUCGCGCGAUCAGGCAUUCCCGCGGGAGUAUGUCCAGGACGUGAUCUGCAGGCAGGCGGGGAGCAUCCGAGAGUUGCUCGUCGAGAGGGCGGGGAAGGUGUAUGUCUGUGGGUCGAGCGGGAAUAUGCCCAAGGGGGUCCGGCAGGCGCUCGUGGAGGUCUUGUCCGGGCAAGCGGGUAACAAUUCGGACGGGAACGAUCGGGAGGAGAAGAGUGGUGAGGCGGAGGAUGGAUCCGCGACGCGGACUGUGACGGAGAUCUCUGGAUCGAAGGGAUAUAUGACGGUGGAGGACGCGGAGGCGUUUCUCGCGGAGAUGGAGAAGACGGGGAGAUAUUGGCAGGAGACGUGGUAG